AUGUUUUGGAGGUUUGGCGGCUACGCCAACAUCUCCACCAUCGACACUAUCCUCGACAAACCCGACUUUACCCUCGAGGAGCUGCUCGACGAGAGCGACCUGAUCCAGGAGCUCAAGCAGCACAACACAAAGCUCAUCGAGUACCUCCGCGAGGACAAGGUCCUUGAGAGCCUGCUCGACUAUGUCGUCGCUCCCAAGCUAGACUCGCCAAAACCCGAAGCCGACGCCGCCGCCGCCGACACCCCCGCAGACCCAGAUGCUGCUGCCGACGACGACGACUCCAAGGCCAAGGCCCGCAUUCUGCCAUUUUCCCGCCCGCGCGCCUCCUCUCGUGCCACCGACCCGGGCAUUGAUGAUGAGGAGGAGCAGGAGAAGAAGCGCAACCGCUAUGCCUUUGUCGCCUGCGAGGUCCUCGGUUCCGAUACCUGGUCCAUCUACGAGGCCCUUGCCGAAAACCGCCAGCUGAUCCGGAACUUCUGGAAAUUCCUCUCGCGCCCGGCCCCGCUCGACCCUCUGCAGGCGAGCUACUUCACAAAGGUCAACGAGUCUCUGUUUGAAAAGAAGACUGAGGAUAUGAUGGAGCUCUUGAUGAGCCUCGCCGAUGCUGUCCCCGACCUACUGAGGCAUGUCGAAUGUCCCAUGAUCAUGGACCUCCUUCUCAAGAUCAUUGCCCUUGAUCGCAGCGAAGGCGGCCAGGGCGUUGUUGAGUGGCUCUAUUCCAAGGAAAUCAUUCCAACUCUUCUUUCCUGCCUCAGCCCCGAGAACAACUGGGUUGUUCAGACGGCUGCUGGUGACUUCAUCAAGGCCAUCAUUACCAUUUCCGCCAACGCCUCUCAAAAUGAGCAACAGUGCAUUGGUCCGAACGAGCUUACCCGCCAACUGGUUUCCAAACCCUGCGUCGAGAAGCUUAUCCAAUACAUGCUGGGUGGUGGCAACCCCCUCACCGUCGGCGUCGGCAUCAUCAUCGAGGUAAUCCGAAAGAACAACUCUGACUACGAUCCCGACAUGGGCACCGAAGCCAGCGCUGUCCCAUCCAGCCGUGACCCAAUCUAUCUGGGAACCCUUCUGCGCUUGUUUGCUCAAAACGUGCCCAAGUUCAUGAGCUUGAUUAUGGAAGCUCCCUCUCACAAGAACAAGAUUGACUCGACAUUUGGCGAGAAACUAGAGCCCCUGGGUUUUGACCGUUUCAAGACCUGCGAGCUGAUGGCAGAGCUGUUGCACUGCAGCAACAUGGGCCUUUUGAACGAGCCGGGCUCGGAGGAACUGAUUUCAACGCGGGACGCCCAACGAUGUCGUUUGCGGGAUGAGGGAAAACUUGGCCCAGCCAAGGAGGAGGAUUCUGCAGCCGAAGACUUGACCAUGCGACGACCUCAAGCCGCCCCCGAGGAGACCCGCCGCUUGGAGGUCACAAAUGCCGACGAUGACGGAUUCGAAGAGGUUGAGCCGAGCAAGGAAAUGAGCGAGGACACUUCCCACGAGUUCGUCAAGGCCGAGGUCGACAUCAACCCCGCUUCUCUUGUCGAUGAGUUUGUCGACGAGCCACUCAGUCCUCCUCAAACUGCUGCUCGCCCUGACAAAAUCAAUGUGCCGUUCGAGGAGCCCGAUCUCGUCGUUGCCCCUCUUUCGCCCACAAAGCCCAAGCCAGCCGAGCCCGCAUCUUCUGAGAAGCCCACUGAGUCGGAGCCCGCUGAGAAGAAGCCUGAGGAUGCUUCGGAGUCUAAGGCGCAAGAUGGCGCCGUUUCCGAGAAGGCCCCGACUGAUGAUGGAUCAGAUUCUUCCGUCCUCCUGACCCCGGCACCCUCUGAGCCGGACGUCAAGAUCGACGCCGCAAACGCUCCGGUUGCCGAGGUCGACUCGGCCUUGAAACCCGAGCCUCUGGUGCCUCACCCUGAGGACACCCCAGCACCUCUGUUCUCCGCCCCCCCGCCCCCUGAGUCUGGUGCCGAUAGACCCCCUCAAGUAGCUGAGAAGUUGGCAGGUGGCGCGAGAGCAGAUGUUCUCGCAGGUGGUGAUGAUCUGACCACUGAGACAAAGGCAGCUCCAUCAGGCGAGACUGCUUCUCAGUCCGCCGAGGAUCAGCCUACAGACCAGACAACUGGCGCGGAGCCAGUUGUUGGAGACUUCUUGAAGAUGCAGUUUGUCGAAUAUCGCGUUGUGCCAACAAUUUUGUCUUUCUUUUUUGGAUACCCAUGGAACAACUUCCUACACAAUGUGGUCUACGACAUUGUUCAGCAGGUCUUCAACGGCCCAAUGGACCGUGGCUACAACCCUAACCUGGCUGUUUCCCUGUUCGAGGCCGCAGAUAUUACAAGUGCCAUCAUCAACGGGCAGCAAGCCAGUGACGAGUCUCAGGCCAAGACCAAGACUCGCAUGGGAUACAUGGGCCACCUCACCCUCAUUGCGGAGGAAGUGGUCAAGUUUACUGAGCGACACCCGCCGGAGUUGCUUUCUGAGACGGUCCUUGACAGCGUUAUGAGCCAGGAAUGGAUCAACUACGUCGAAGGCGCUCUGGCCGAGACUCGUGAGAGAGAUAAUGCCAUUCUCGGUGGUGUUCGACCAGACGUGGCUCUUGGAAAUCGAGCCAUGGGAGGUAACGGACUGGGAGGUGUCGGCCUGUCAGGCCUGGGUGGAAAUUCCGGCAACGGCUCAAGUGCCCUGGCAGAUGCCGGCCUCAACGGCGGAAUUGAGCUGAGCGAGGAGUCCGGCAACGGCAUCGGUCCCUUCACCAUCAGCGCCGGGACUUUGAUGUCUGGCUUCGGCAGCAGCAGCGACGAGGAGGAUGAAGAUGGCGAUGGCGAUGAGGAAGACGUUAACUCUGAGGUGAGUGGUGAUUCCAAUGACGAUCUUGGUGACGAUGUGGGCGCGGGUUCCUUUGGGCACACUGGCAUGGUGGAUUCUCCAGAGGAUGUGGUGAUGGGCUCUCCAGAGCCGAUCCGGGCAGACUCUCCAGACCCUGGAACUGAUAUGGAUAUUACUAUGGACUCGCCGAUGGAUUUUGGCGGGGAGGGAGCACCGUUGAUGAUGAUGGAGCCAUUCGGGGAAUCUCAAGCUCGGACAGAGCAGAUCGAGCACGUUAUGAGAUCGAUGGAUGAACCUUAGAAUGGGGCACGUCGAUACGAGGUCAACGACUACGCGUCUUCCAGUGCCCUCGGUGCAGUGGAGAAUGAACGGAGCGACGACGACUUGAACCUCGAAGACCUCUUGAGGUUCCUGUCUGAGGAAAUACCCUGAGCAGAAAUAGCAGGCGUUGUGGGUUGACAUACGGGACGGAUGGGAUAAAAAGAUCGUCAUGAUAGCUCUUGCGAAGGAGACACGAGGAACAUGUAUAGAUGUAUGAUGGGCAGAGGAAGACAAGAGUUAGGGCUGAAUGGCAAGGAAAGAAAUGGAACGGGGGUCAUGCCGAGAUGCCAGAGUUCA
This is a messenger RNA of Ilyonectria robusta, 3417 nucleotides long. RefSeq names its product SIT4 phosphatase-associated protein-domain-containing protein. The coding region runs from base 1 to 3099 and encodes 1032 amino acids. The transcript is spliced from 3 exons. The record is from RefSeq and is a predicted model, not a curated record. NCBI's taxonomy places the organism in Eukaryota, Fungi, Ascomycota, Sordariomycetes, Hypocreales, Nectriaceae. Gene Ontology annotation, cellular component: cytosol; nucleus. Gene Ontology annotation, molecular function: protein phosphatase regulator activity; protein phosphatase binding.